Molecule: messenger RNA, 4397 nt
Organism: Amphiprion ocellaris (clown anemonefish)
Lineage: Eukaryota; Metazoa; Chordata; Actinopteri; Pomacentridae
Product: vacuole membrane protein 1-like
Exons: 13
Coding region: 270-1577 (435 amino acids)
Source: RefSeq, a predicted model, not a curated record
ACCACACCCUGCACUCAAGUUAUGAUGCAGUUCAUGGGUAGCGUAUGUUGCCCUACAUUGCCACUGGGGGUUCACCACAGGUUUAUACUUGAGCUCAGAGCUCGUUGUGGAUUAAACAUCAGCUGAACGUUACUCAACAGGUCUGAGCUGUUUUGGUAGAAGUGAUUGCGCAAUUGAGCGCUGGAGCAGAGCUGUGCUACUGAGUCUCACACAAGAAGAAGUGCUGUUACGAAACUGUUUACUAGCAGGGCUCCUUGCAGGGAAACGACAUGGCAGAGUGUGGAGCUGCAGGUGAACUACCUCAGAGGCGUGUUGGUGCGAAGGAACAACAAAAUGGAGAGCCUAUAGACUCAGAGCUUGCUGUGGAUGAGAGGAAGCAGAGGGACAGGGAAGAGCGUGAAACCCUGGUAUUGUGGAAGAAACCUCUGCUCACACUCCACUACUUCACUCUGGAGCUGCUCAUCACUCUUAAAGGGUGGAUAUGCAGGCUCUGGCAGCAAAGACAGACUGUGUUUGGCCUGCUGAUCCUGCUUAUCCUCCUCUCCAUUGCCUACCGUAUUGAAGGAACACACCAGAAGUAUGUGCGCUACAUGGAGAAGAAGACGCUGUGGUGCGCCUACUGGGUCGGCCUGGGCAUCCUCUCCUCUGUGGGUCUUGGCACUGGCCUGCACACCUUCCUCCUUUACCUGGGACCACACAUAGCGUCAGUGACCCUGGCGGCAUAUGAAUGUGGCUCUGUGGAUUUCCCCGAGCCUCCUUAUCCAGACCAAAUAGUCUGUCCCCAGCAUGAAGCACCAACAUCAGGCUCUGAUGCUGAGCAGGUGGGCGUGGAGGGCAUGCAGACCGUGGGCACGGACAGUGUGGUGGGAUCAGCAGCCCUCCAGGGAAGCAUCUCUCUGUGGACCAUCAUCUCAAAAGUCCGGCUGGAAGCUUGUAUGUGGGGUGCAGGUACAGCUAUAGGAGAGCUUCCUCCUUACUUCAUGGCACGAGCAGCACGGCUGUCCGGUGCUGAGCCUGAUGAUGAGGAUUAUCAAAAAUUUGAGGAAAUGCUGGACCAGACGGAGUCUGCACAGGACUUUGCAUCCCGGGCAAAAGUAGCAGUACAGAAACUCAUCCAGAAGGUUGGAUUCUUAGGAAUUUUAGCCUGUGCCUCUAUUCCAAAUCCCCUGUUUGAUCUGGCAGGAAUAACAUGUGGACAUUUUUUGGUCCCUUUCUGGACUUUUUUUGGUGCAACACUCAUUGGGAAAGCAGUCAUCAAGAUGCACAUUCAGAAACUGUUUGUGAUCAUCACCUUCAGCAGGCACAUAGUGGAGCAGAUGGUGUCCCUCAUCGGAGCUGUUCCACUGCUGGGUGCGGCACUGCAGAAGCCCUUCAGGGAGUACUUGGAGGCCCAGAAGGCCAAGCUUCACCAUCUCCGUGGAGAGGGGAUCCCAACUGAGGAGAACUGGCUGUCGUGGCUCUUUGAGAAGGUUGUGGUCAUCAUGGUAUGCUUCUUUGUCUGCUCCAUUGUCAACUCCAUGGCUCAAAGCUACGCCAAGCGCAAGCAGCAGAAGUACUCGGAGAGCAAGACGGAGUGAAGGCCAGCGACAGAUCACGCUGGACCAUCAACUUCAGAAGCCUCCUUGCUUCUCCAAACUCCCGCCGCUCCUUUCCUCAUUUGCACUCUCGCUCCUGGCUGAUACCCCGCCAGUAUCAGAUGCAACAUAUCCCCCCUAUCUGGUUUCUUGUUAUUGUAGCAACAUGUUUAUGUUGAAGUUGGACUUCCAUUUACUUGUUUUUGAAGGCUUUGCAUUUGGUAGUGAUUUCCGCAAUUGUUCUCUGUAAGGUAGGUGUUCACUGGGGUGUGUGUGAGUGUGUGUAAGCUGUUGUGUUGUUAAAGUGUUCAUGCUGGUGCUUUUAGCAGUUCCCGAGCACGUGAGAAGAAGCUGCUGGCAAUAAUUCUCCUCAGUGACGCCUUAAGCUGCACUGUUUGUUUCACUACGACAACCUUAAAGUCUCCAUAGAGUCACUUGAAUUCACUUUAUCUGAAUAAGCUAGGAUUGUUUUAUGUUGCGAUUGUUUUGUAAAACCAGCACACUUAUUUGUUAAAUAUCGUAUUUAUUUAUGAUCUAUAUUUGCCAGAUUAUUAAUAAUUCUGUAUUAAUGACUGAACUGUAGGGUUGUUGUUCUGUGGUUAGAUAAGGCUUGUAAAUGGACUUUAAAUAACUAUGUUCUCCUCAGAGCCAUGUCAUUUCUACAUACUGUAGAGCUCAGUUGUAGUAGAGAUGUUAAUGAGUGUUUCAGACUGUACAUGGUUCUUAAGAUGACCACUUCUUUUGUGUGUGCCGUAAAGCUCAUCGUAGUACUUUUGGAUGAGAAAUGAUAAAUCGGCCAUGAAUCACCCUGCUGGUCCCUUUGUCUGCCCUUAUUGUUCUGCUUCCAGGAAGAGAGCGCAUGAGUCAGCCCGGGGCUACUUUACCAGAUGCAGCCAUAUAUUGAAUCAGAUCUACAAUUGUGUGUGCGCGUGCCUGUGUGUGAGACGGAGAGCGAGACAGAGAUAGUAGGUUGUGUGGCUGCCACAUUUGUUGCUCUCCCUUUUAUCUUUUAUGGAUUAAAGCAGAUUGUGCUCCACUUUUAGACUCGGAGUCUGCCUGGAAGUCUUAGUGUAGCAGAAAGCAGCCUUUAACUUCGAGGUAGUCUCUUGUCAGGAUAAGUGUUCUUUGUCUUCACUUGUCCACGGAGCUUCUUUUUUUUUAAUCCCCUUUUUCUCUAGAUGAGGACAGCAAGCUCAUGUUUGGCAUUACAUGAGCAACAUUUUACCUGCUUGAUCAAUGGUAAUUUUUUUUGCCUGUUUUUUUUUUUUUCUUUUUUGAGGGAUCACGUCAACUCGUUCUCAAUAUAUGCAGUACCUUCCUUUUUUCCAUAAUUGCGAGUGAAAUGUGCUAUUUUCUUCCUUCUCUGUACCGCUGCUGUGCUACGCUGGACUGAGCGCAGUGGGCGCUAGAGCAGGCACAAGCAGCAGAGGGAAAAAAAACCCUCAAGCGCACAGUGAAAAGCGUCUGUGCCGUUACCUCAGCUGAACCUUCAAAUGAACUCGUUGCACUGCCCCAGUCACGGAGCCAGGAGACGAAUCACUCGAGUAGAUUUGAAACAGAGGGGUACUGUUGAGAGAGCUGAACCCUGCGCUCUGCCUCAGCUCUAGUCAGAACAUUCACAUCUCCUCUUUUCUCCUGUCAUGGUAAGUAGGAUUAGGAUUUUUUUUUUCCUGCCAUUGUUGUCGUUUCUGUACAUGCGUAUGUCUCAGGCAUGUCCGUCACUCUCCCGGCCUGUCAGAUAGCUUAUCAGACUGGUGUUGGCUGUUAAGAUUACAAGGCGACAACAGUCUGUAGGCUGUCUGACAUUUCGGGCUCUUUCAUCUGACCAGCAUCCUGUUUUGUCCUCCUUCUGUUAUUGUCAUUGUCUCAGUUAGCAUCAGUUCCCAUUUAGAGGUGUGUGUGCUGCGAUGUCACUUCCCUUUAUCCCAACCGCUUGUGAAACGUUUGAGACAUGGGUCUAUUGUUUAUUUCCGCCAUGCUGACGUCUGUGAGGGUUUUAUGUGGGUUUAUGUGAGGAACUGUGCUCUCGCAUGUUUGCAGAUGUAGUGAUGUCAGUAGCGUACUUCUGUAUAUGUCUGUGUCUGUGUGUGUGUGUGUGUGUGUGUGUGUGUGUGUGUGUGUGUGUGUGUGUGUGUGUGUGUGUGUGUGUGUGUGUGUGUGUGUGUGUGUGUGUGUGUGUGAGAGAGAGAGAGAGACUUGGCUCUGUGCUCUUGAAUUUCCAGAGAAUCCAGGCAGCACACACCUUAUUGCAACACAUCACAUUGUGACAUCCAGUCCUAGGUAUGGUACACGCAGUGCUCACCCUGCUCUCCCCUUCCCUUUUACACUUCCCUCUUCUGUUUUACUGAGUACUUUCUUCUGUUGCUCAACAUGCACUUUUUCUGUAGGAGCCUGCGUUUUAUUGGAACAACUCUCUUGAGAGGGUGUUUUUGUAAGGGCCACAAAUGGGUAAUUAUACAAUGCUGAAAAUCAUUGCUUGACCAGUGGGCACUUUUACCACAAAGCCUCGAUUUUAUUUUAGUUUCUUCUUUCUGUAGAAUAGAGCAAGAGGGUCAGACUUUCUCCUGGUCACUAAAGUAAAAUCACUGGAAUGGCUCGCUGGCUUAAAGAGUGUUUUUCUUGGCAGUUUCAGGAUGUCCUGUUCCAUAAGGGGGACCCCUUUUGGCUUGACUAUCUGAAUGUGAGAGUGCAUGCUUGUCAAGAAAUUCUGUUGAUGUUUCUGUGUAAAUGCCUGUAUUUCUUGUCCGUACCUGGGUUAUUUUAAAAGUCUAUGCACUGUACAGUUUCUCUGCUUUCACUGUAAAUAAAGUCUGUUGAAAAGAG